This is a messenger RNA of Peromyscus eremicus (cactus mouse), 1756 nucleotides long. It is a transcript of the gene Cdr2, whose product is annotated as cerebellar degeneration related protein 2. Lineage: Eukaryota; Metazoa; Chordata; Mammalia; Rodentia; Cricetidae. The record is from RefSeq and is a predicted model, not a curated record. Bases 117 to 1481 code for a protein of 454 amino acids. The transcript is spliced from 5 exons.
CGUCCCGCCCGAGGGCGGCUCUGGCUGAGGGCGGAGGGGCCGGGGGACAGCCCGGGGCAGCGGCCGAGGCGGCACGGCGGCGGCAGAGCCCGCUGCCCCCGGACGUCCCCGGCGACAUGCUGGCAGAUAACCUGGUGGAGGAGUUUGAGAUGGAGGAUGAGCCGUGGUAUGACCACCGGGACCUCCAGCAAGAUCUCCAGCUUGCUGCUGAACUGGGAAAGACGCUGCUGGAUCGGAACACAGAGUUGGAGGAUUCUCUUCAGCAGAUGUACACAACCAAUCAGGAGCAGUUACAGGAAAUUGAGUAUCUGACCAAGCAGGUGGAGCUUCUGCGGCAAAUGAAUGAGCAGCAUGCCAAAGUUUAUGAGCAGUUAGAUGUCACAGCCAGAGAACUGGAAGAAACCAACCAGAAGCUAGUUGCUGAGAGCAAAGCCUCGCAACAAAAAAUCCUGAGCCUCACAGAAACCAUUGAAUGCCUGCAAACCAACAUUGAUCACCUCCAGAGCCAAGUGGAGGAGCUGAAAUCUUCCAGCCAAGGAAGAGGGGGGCAGAAGACAUGUGACCAGGAGAAACCGGCACCCAGCUUCUCCUGUCUGAAAGAGCUGUAUGACCUCCGCCAACACUUUGUUUAUGACCACGUGUUCGCUGAGAAGAUCACUUCCUUGCAAAACCAGCAGAGCCCUGAUGAAGAAGAAAAUGAGCAUCUGAAAAAGACAGUGACGAUGCUGCAGGCCCAGCUGAGCCUGGAGAGGAAGAAGCGAGUGAGUGUGGAGGCGGAGUAUCAGGUGGUGCUGAAGGAGAACAGUGAACUGGAGCAGCAGCUGGGUGCCACAGAUGCCUACCGAGCCCGAGCACUGGAGUUGGAGGCCGAGGUGGCUGAAAUGCGGCAGAUGCUGCAGGCAGAGCAUCCUUUUGUGAAUGGUGUUGAGAAGCUGGUCCCCGACUCUCUGUUUGUUCCCUUCAAGGAGCCCAGCCAGAGCCUGCUGGAGGAGAUGUUCCUAGCUGCUCCAGAAGCACAGAGAAAACCACUCAAGCGCAGCAGCAGUGAAACGGUGCUCAGCAGCAUGGCAGGGGGGGACAUUGUGAAGGGCCACGAGGAGACUUGCAUCAGGAGAGCUAAGGCUGUGAAGCAGAGGGGCAUCUCCCUGCUGCAUGAAGUGGACACUCAGUACAGUGCCCUGAAAGUCAAGUAUGAAGAGCUGCUGAAGAAGUGCCAGCAGGAGCAGGACUCACUGUCACACAAGGCUGUGCAGACAUCUAGGCUGCUGGCCAGGGACCUGACAGGACUGGUAACCCAGUCUGAGGCUGGAGCCAGUGGCUGGGAACCCACCCCUGUCAGCCCAGAGCCCACCACUUCCCCCACCACUACACCUCCAGAGUACAAAGCACUGUUUAAGGAGAUAUUUAGUUGUAUCAACAAAACAAAGCAGGAAAUAGAUGAACAGAGAACAAAAUACCCAUCUCUCUCCUCUUACUCUUAAUGAGACCUCCAGUUCUAGUCUGCCUGUUUACUCUCACCCCCUCCCGUUCAGACACAGCGCAGUCUCCAAAGCUUGAUGUUGCUAAAGAUAUUUGUCUCAUUGCUUUGUUACUUGGCAAGAGCAGCAGGAGAGGUGGCUGACAGUGUUGACUCCAGGGUCCCUAGGAAAUCUCACGGUAGACUGGCCUCUGGUUGGUGCAUUGAUGAGGCUCAUUUCCAGGGAAAGCCCUAGAACCGGUGGAGGGGGAUCCAUGUACUUGGAGUAGGCUAAAGGAC